CCUUGAUAACGUGGUCCUGAUAAUUUCGUCUGUAUAGUGUAGAUAUUGCCAGUGUAAAAUGAGUUUUAAGAUGAGCAAGUUGUUUUCUGUUGUACGUAAUGUUCGAAUUACGUGUACUCAAAAGUAUUUUAUUCCGUGGCAUCAGAAAUUAAGAUAUAGUAGCAAGAAUAAAGAUUCGCCAUUCUACUUUGAAGGACAGAAUGUUUUCAAUUAUAAAAAAGUUCCUAUCCCAAAGGCUUCUGAUAUUGUCAUAAUAGGAGGAGGAAUAUAUGGAUCGUCUAUAGCGUACUGGUUAAAGGAAAGAGCUCCUGACAGCUUCAGUGUAAUGGUGAUCGAGAAAGACCCAACAGUACGGAUCAUAAUGUACCUACGUAACCCCAAUGGCGGUGCUUCCGACUGUUCGUGCUCUCGACGGACUCCUAGGUCGCCGAGUACAGAUGAUGGAGAAAUUAGAGAGGUUGAAUUUUCUAUUUUAGUCAUUGCAGCUGGACCAAGUUCUGGAGAAAUAGCAAAAAUGCUAGGAAUUGGAACAGGUAAAGGAAUCUUACAGUUUCCAUUACCUGUUCAACCAAGGAAAAGAUAUGUGUAUUUUUACCAUUGUCCAGAUGGUCCAACCCUUGACUUUCCAAUGUUAAUAGAUUCCUCUGGAGCAUAUGCUACUAGAGAAGGGCUAGGUGGAUAUUAUUUAGCAGGAAAAUCACCCUCUAAAUCAGAAGAACCAGAUAACAGCAACUUAGAUGUAGAUCAUCAAUAUUUUGAUAGAUGCGUGUGGCCAUUGAUAGCUAAUCGUGUUCCUGCUUUUGAAGCUUUGAAGGUCAAAUCUGCAUGGGCUGGUUAUUAUGAUUAUAAUUAUUUUGAUGAAAAUGGUAUUGUCGGUUGCCAUCCAUAUUAUGGUAAUGUCAUUUUUGCUACUGGAUUUAGCGGUCAUGGUAUUCAGAUGGCACCAGCUGUAGGCAAAGCUGUUAUGGAACUCAUUUUAGACAGAGAAUAUACAUCUAUUAAUCUCAGAAAUUUUGGAUUUGAAAGAAUUAUAGAAGGCAUUCCACUAAUAGAAAAUCAUUGUGUUUGAUUUAUUAAAAGUAAUUUAUAAUCAUGCAUAUCUAUUUUAAAAUUAAUUAUAUGUUUUUAAUUCUUAAUUCUAAUUGUAUA
Centruroides sculpturatus (bark scorpion) is the source of this 1149-nucleotide messenger RNA. RefSeq names its product FAD-dependent oxidoreductase domain-containing protein 1-like. Lineage: Eukaryota; Metazoa; Arthropoda; Arachnida; Scorpiones; Buthidae. Gene Ontology annotation, cellular component: cytoplasm. The coding region runs from base 59 to 1069 and encodes 336 amino acids. The record is from RefSeq and is a predicted model, not a curated record. The transcript has 6 exons. Gene Ontology annotation, molecular function: oxidoreductase activity.